This is a messenger RNA of Clonostachys rhizophaga, 1518 nucleotides long. Lineage: Eukaryota; Fungi; Ascomycota; Sordariomycetes; Hypocreales; Bionectriaceae. The record is from the annotation of a GenBank genome assembly.
AUGGCAACCUCGCCCCCCAGCAGCACGCUCCCUUCGAGGGCAGCGACAGGCCUGAGCGCAUACAGCGAGGAUAACGCCUACGACUACGAUACCACAAGCACAGCCGGUCUUCUGGCAGAACGCCUGCAAGCAUGGAAGCAUGCUGUUGGAUAUCUCGAGGAGUUCAUUGGGGUCAUGGAGAAACUCCAUGGCAAGCACGCCAAGGAGUAUGAGCGUGCUCUCAAGACCAUCUCGAACCCAUUGAGGGAGGGCCACCACUUUGACCAGAGUCUCGGCGGUCUCGCCGGUUUCUUUGAGAACCUGCGCGCAAAUACGCAGUCACUGAUUAACACGAAUAUGGAAACGGAAAAGGCCAUUAAGAGUUCGGUCCUUCCCGUCCUCGAUCGUCUUCACAAGGAAAUCAAGGCCAAGUCCAAGGAGCUUGCCAAUGGUGCUAUCAAGGGGGCCAAGGAGGUUGAGAAGCUCCGUGGCCUCACCCAGAAACAGAUUGAGUUCCUCGGCCAACAGACGGCAGCGUAUGACGCGGUUAGUGGCAAGCUCAACUCGAUUGACGAUCCAUACGUACUUCGCCGAGGAGUCCUCUAUCGUCUCACCGCGCAGUGCUCUGCUGAGAACAACCACCACAAUGACCUCGUUGUUGUGCAGCACAACUUUGCGACCUUUGAGGCGCGCAUCAUUUCCAUCAUUCAGCAAGCGAUGGAGCAAUUCACCACGAUUUGCGGUGGGCAGGCAGACAAGACCCGGGCUCUGCACACUGACAUGCUGAACGCGAUCCAGCAUGUGCCGCUAGAGUUUGAAUGGGCCAACUUCACUGUCCGCUACGCCGAGCGUCUCGCUCAGCCCAACGAGCCGCCUCGCUCCAUUGACCAGAUCUCCUUCCCUGGCCAGGCACACGAGUCGACAGUUGCAGUGAAAGAAGGCUCGCUGGAGCGAAGAUCGCGAAACAAGCUCUCUUGGGGCUACACAACCAACUACUACGUCAUCACAAAAUCCCGCUUCCUGCAUCAAUUCAAGGAUUCCGAGAUGAUCAAGGACGAGCCAAAGCCAGAGCUGAGUCUCUACCUUCCCGACUCCGUUGUCGGCUUGCCAACCGGUGACAAGUUCACAAUCAAGGGCAAGGACAGGAGCAGGACGGUGAGCAGCAAGCUCACUGGCACAGCCGAGAUCAACUUCAAGGCAUCCAGCGCCGAUGAUGCCCAGAAGUGGGUUCAGGUCCUCUCGAGCCUCAUCGUCGCUCCAGACAAGGAGAGCCCCGCAACACCUGGAGCAGCAACGCCCACGUCAGCAAAGUCCGGAUCGCCCAAGGCCCAGAAGGAGGCAAUCACUCCUCCACCGGCAGCGAGCCCCGUCGACUCGCAUCAGGCGCAGGAGGCGGGCGUCACAGAGGCUCCCGCAGCAUCCGCUAAGCCUGCCGUGGCUGCAGACUCAAAACCGGCUACUGCAGAUUCAAAGCCUUCUGCAGACACAAAGACCCCUGCUGCGCAGAAGGCGGUGGACACCAAGUCUGAGCUUCAAUAG